AGGCCUGAGGAGGGGAGAAGACCCCGGAAGUCAUGGCCGCCUACUGGGCCUCCACCCCCGACGGAGCCCCGCCUGAGGGGAGACACCUGCGGACUGAGGGCUGACCAGCUGGGACCGGGCGCGUCAGUGGACAGAGGAUGGAGAGGGAGGGCCGGCCCAUCCAUUUGCAUAUAUAAGCAGCGACGUUCGCCACCGCCCGCUCCAAUGCGGCCUGGGACACCUGAGGAGGCUUGGCGCCAGCUCCUAGGAUACAAUUGCCCCGCCGAAUGUAGGCACCUUGCAGUUCUCGCCCAUCCCGAGCAUGAGCGGCCCAGAGGAGCCCGGCCCGGAGCCGGAGCCCCUGUGCGUCAUCUGCGGCCAGAGCCACCCCCCCGAGGAGAACCACUUCUACAGCUACACGGAGGAGGUGGACGACGACCUCAUCUGCCACGUGUGCCUGCAGGCUCUGCUGGACCCCCUGGACACUCCCUGCGGCCACACCUACUGCGCCCUCUGCCUCACCAACUUCCUGCUGGAGAGAGACUUCUGCCCCGUGGACCGCAAGCCGCUGGUGCUGCAGAGCUGCAGGAGGGCCAGCGUCCUGGUGCACAAGCUCCUGGACAAGCUGCCGGUCACCUGCCCGUUCACGGAGCACUGCUCCCAGGUGCUGCAGCGCUGCCAGCUGCAGCGUCACUUCCAGACUAGCUGUAAAGGAGCUUCUCACUACGGCCUCACCAAAGACCGCAAGAGGCGUUCUCAAGACAGUUCCCAAGAUGACGGCUGCCAAGACGGCGGAGGGGCCGCCCGGCCCGGAGGCCCCCUCGGUCCGGACACGGCCGGCCGGCCGACGGGCGAGCCGGGCCUCGACAACCCUGCCUACGUCCCUGCCCCGGACGACGGCCCCGCGGCCGGCGGCGCGCCGGGACCCGACCGCGGCGACCGCAGCCGCAGUUUCCAUUUCGAGCGGUCCGCCUUCAGGAGCCGCUCCUUUAAGAGGAUUCACCGUGCGCUGAGCAUCCUCCGGCGGACCAAGAGCGGGAGCGCGGUGGCCAGUCCAACCCGCCCUGAAAACCCCCGGGCCCCCGAGGAAGCGUUCCCGCGUCUGCACCACCUGAUCCCGGCCGGCGAGAUCACCAGCAUCAAGAUCAGCCGCGCCCACCCGGGCGAAAGCCUGGCCAUCCGCGUGGUGGGCGGCCGCGAGACGCCGCUGGCCCACAUCAUCGUCCAGCACAUCUACCGCCACGGGGUGGUGGCCCGCGACGGCCGGCUGUUGCCCGGAGACAUGAUCCUCAAGGUGGACGGAUUGGACAUCGGCCACGUGCCCCACCACUACGCCCUGGCGCUCCUGCGCCGGCCGGGCCACGCCCUGCGGCUGACGGUGCUCAGGGAGCGGCGGCUCCGGCCGAGCGGCGGGCCGGCCCCCGACGCCCCCGGCCCCCCCCGCGGCAGCUUCCACCUGGCCCUGGACAGGCACGGGCCGGGCGAGCGGCUGGGCGUCAAGCUGGCCAGCGGGCCGGACGGGACCGGCGUGUACGUGGCCGGCCUGCUGGAGGGGGGCCUGGCCGCCCGGGACGGACAGCUGCGGGAGAAUGACCGGCUCCUCGCCGUCAACGGGCGGGACCUGCGGCACGGCGGCGCCGAGGCGGCCGCGCAGCUCAUCCAGGCCAGCGAGAAGCAAGUCCACUUGGUGGUGUCCCGGCAGGCGUGGGGGCCAGCCCCCCUGCAGGAGGCCCACUGGACCCCCGUGGGACGACUCCCGCCGCCCCCCGCCGCUCCCGAGGACGCCGCCCCGCGGGGGGCCAGCUGCCACGAGAAGGUAGUGAGCGUCCACAAGGAGCCGGACGAGCCUCUGGGCAUGACGGUGGCCGGCGGGGCCGGGGGGCCGCCGCCGCCCGAGUGGGACCUGCCGCUCUACGUGCUCAGCGUGGAGCCCGGGGGCCUCGUGGCCCGAGACGGCCGGAUCAAGACCGGAGACGUCCUGCUGAGCGUCAACGGCACCGACCUGACCGGGGUGAGCCGCGGGGAGGCCGUGGCCCUCCUGAAGAGCACCGCCUCGUUGGUGGUGCUCCGGGUCCUGGAGGUGAGAGGACACGAGCCCCCGGAGGCCGGGGGCGACGGCCGGACGCCCUCCGACGACCCCCCGAGCCCGGCGGACAACGGCGAGCGGGGCCCGACCUGGGUCAUGUGGCUGGAGCUGCCCUGGUAUCUGUCCAGCUGCAGAGACGUGAGCCUGCGCAGGACCCCGCCCGCCAGCCUGGGCUUCAGCCUCGUCGGCGGCGACGACGAGGAGCUCGGCGGGAACAAGCCGUUUUUUAUCAAGUCCCUCGUGGAGGGGACCCCCGCCUACAACGACGGAAGAAUCCGAUGUGGGGACAUUCUGCUGGCUGUGAACGGCCAGCCCACGGCGGGCCUGACUCACGCCCGCCUGACCCGGAUGCUGAAAGGCCUGAAGGGAAGGGUCACGCUCACGCUGGUCUCGUGGCCGGGCACCUUCCUCUAAAGCACCGGCACCGCUGCUCGGUGGCUCACUUCGGAUUCCUUCCCGCUGCCCGAAGACCGCGCACGGGGGGGGAAAGGUAGGGUUCGGAGAGCCGCCCCCGGGCCGAAACCCACCGGCGCCGUUGCACCGCGGUGACUGAGAGAUCGGCACGGAAGGCUUGGAGCCCUGAGGCGGCUCCUCGGGAGAAAGCAGUUGUGAAAAACGUCUAAACGGCCCCUCUCAAGGAUGUGACGCUGUGGAGGAAGUGGAUCUGUUGUGUGUACUUCAAAAUAAA
This is a messenger RNA of Tachyglossus aculeatus (Australian echidna), 2753 nucleotides long. RefSeq names its product ligand of numb-protein X 1 (gene LNX1). Gene Ontology annotation, cellular component: cytoplasm. The record is from RefSeq and is a predicted model, not a curated record. Lineage: Eukaryota; Metazoa; Chordata; Mammalia; Monotremata; Tachyglossidae. Gene Ontology annotation, biological process: ubiquitin-dependent protein catabolic process. The transcript is spliced from 12 exons. The coding region runs from base 302 to 2479 and encodes 725 amino acids. Gene Ontology annotation, molecular function: protein binding; metal ion binding; ubiquitin-protein transferase activity.